GGCUCAACAGCGGGCAUUGGGUCACCAGGCACGACAGCGGGCAUUGGGGUCACCAGGCACGACAGCGGGCACAGAGUCAUCUGGCAAGGCAUCAACUGGCACGACCGCGGGCAUCGGGUCACCAGGUAUGACAGCGGUCACUGGGUCAUCAGGCAUUGGAUCGUCUGGCUCGACAGCGGGCAUCGAGUCAUCAGGCACGACAGCGGCAUCGGGUCACCAGGCAUGACAUCGGGCACUGGGUCAUCAGGCAUUGGAUCGUCUGGCUCGACAGCGAGCAUCGGGUCAUCAGGCACGACAGCGGGCAUCGGGUCAACAGGCACGACAGCGGGCACUGGGUCAUCAGGCAUUGGAUCGUCUGGCAAGAAUGCGGGCACCAAGUCAUCUGGCAAGACAGUGGGCUCCGAGUCACCUGACAAGACAGCGGGCACCGAGUCACCUGGCAUAAUAGGAUCAUCAGGCUGGAUCAGUUCAUCAGGCUGGGUAGAGGCAUCAGGCUGGGUAGAGGCAUCAGGUUGAAUUGUGGGCGCGCCGAGGCACCAGGCUGCACCAUGGAAGGCGGGUUCUCAGAUGGCA
Molecule: messenger RNA, 573 nt
Organism: Staurois parvus
Lineage: Eukaryota; Metazoa; Chordata; Amphibia; Anura; Ranidae
Source: the annotation of a GenBank genome assembly